UUCCAAAAAUCGAGAAAGAGAGAAGACCAUCAUCGCCGCACCGCUUUGAGAGUCACUCCUCCCUCCCCGGAGAAGAACCAAAUUCACCAUUAGCUUCUUCUUCUUCUUCUUCGGUUCUCUCCCUCCAAAUUUUGAAACCCUAAAAUCCUAUUCUCCUUCGAUUACUUCACGUCUCUAUCGGAACUUUUAACGGCGAGGAAUCUGACGUAUUCAGGUGUUUCCGACGUAUUAUUUUGUUUAACAAUAUGACGUCGUUGGCUCUGAGUUCUCCUCCCGCCGUUAAGACUCCUUCGUAUAUGUCCUCGUCGUCUUCAUCUUUCUUCUCUCGUUCCUCGAUUUUAUUCAGGAACACUGAGUCUCGCUCCCGCAUCUGCGUUUCUCUCCCGAAAUGCAAUUUGCCCAAGGCACUGAAUGUUGGAAACGGGAACGCUCGUGCUCCCAUCAUCAAUGAGACGACAAUUCCAAAGUUCUUUGAUUCUUCUCGGUUGGAGAAAUCAGUCAGUAGAAACAAUACCAAGCUCAAGUUGUUCUCUGGUACUGCUAAUCCAGCUCUUUCUCAGGAAAUUGCUUGGUAUAUGGGCCUGGAGCUUGGGAAGGUUAGCAUAAAGAGAUUUGCUGAUGGAGAGAUCUACGUUCAGCUGAAAGAGAGUGUUAGAGGUUGUGAUGUCUUCUUGGUGCAGCCUACUUGUACUCCGACUAAUGAGAAUCUCAUGGAGCUAUUGAUCAUGGUUGAUGCUUGCCGAAGAGCAUCUGCUAAGAAAGUUACUGCUGUGAUUCCGUAUUUUGGAUACGCAAGAGCUGAUAGAAAGACACAAGGGCGUGAAUCCAUUGCUGCCAAACUGGUUGCAAACCUAAUAACCGAAGCUGGUGCAGAUCGGGUUCUUGCAUGUGAUCUUCAUUCAGGACAGUCCAUGGGUUAUUUUGACAUACCGGUGGAUCAUGUCUAUUGCCAGCCUGUGAUACUUGAUUACCUUGCUAGCAAGUCAAUUUCCUCAGAGGAUUUGGUAGUGGUAUCUCCUGAUGUUGGUGGAGUAGCCAGGGCACGUGCAUUUGCUAAGAAAUUAUCUGAUGCGCCACUCGCCAUUGUCGAUAAAAGGCGUCAUGGUCACAAUGUUGCUGAAGUCAUGAACCUAAUCGGUGAUGUUAAAGGGAAAGUGGCAGUUAUGGUGGAUGACAUGAUUGAUACUGCUGGAACCAUUGUGAAAGGAGCUGCUCUUUUACAUGAGGAAGGUGCACGUGAGGUUUACGCUUGCUGCACGCACGCGGUUUUCAGUCCACCUGCAAUAGAGCGGUUAUCAAGCGGUUUGCUGCAAGAAGUGAUAGUGACGAACACUUUACCGGUAGCGGAGAAGAAUUACUUCCCACAGUUAACGAUUUUAUCGGUGGCUAAUCUUCUGGGUGAGACCAUUUGGCGUGUCCAUGAUGAUAGCUCCGUUAGUAGCAUUUUCCUUUGAUACUUGUCUUUGAUGUUCGGUUUAGGAUCGGUUUACCCAAACUCUUUUUUUUUUGGUUCUACGUCUUCUUCUUCUUCACAGUUUCUACUUUCUUCUAGUCUAACCAUGCAUGUUUUGCAUCUCUUUCUGACCCAAAUUUCAUCACUUGUCUGAGUUCUACCUUUUUCUUCUUUUUUAGUUUAGAGUUGUUAUCAAUAAUAUUUAAAAAAAUUCA
Camelina sativa (false flax) is the source of this 1668-nucleotide messenger RNA. Its product is annotated as ribose-phosphate pyrophosphokinase 2, chloroplastic. Gene Ontology annotation, cellular component: cytoplasm; ribose phosphate diphosphokinase complex. NCBI's taxonomy places the organism in Eukaryota, Viridiplantae, Streptophyta, Magnoliopsida, Brassicales, Brassicaceae. Gene Ontology annotation, biological process: purine nucleotide biosynthetic process; ribonucleoside monophosphate biosynthetic process; 5-phosphoribose 1-diphosphate biosynthetic process. The record is from RefSeq and is a predicted model, not a curated record. Gene Ontology annotation, molecular function: ribose phosphate diphosphokinase activity; magnesium ion binding.